Messenger RNA from Nasonia vitripennis (jewel wasp), 2326 nucleotides. RefSeq lists its product as uncharacterized. Lineage: Eukaryota; Metazoa; Arthropoda; Insecta; Hymenoptera; Pteromalidae. The record is from RefSeq and is a predicted model, not a curated record. The transcript has 12 exons. Bases 639 to 2141 code for a protein of 500 amino acids.
UACACGGCGCGCAUCGACCGCGCAUGGCUUUGUUUCCGUGACGUCACGCGGACAUCAGCUGUGUGAGCGCGAGGUCUCGCGAGCUGUCAGUUUUCUCCUGCCAGAGUGCGCGCGGCGCUCUGGCGCUUUUUCGAGCAGCUGGUGCCAUCUGAGAAUGCGACUGAUUUGCCGACUGAUGAUGCGGCUGGACGUUGAUGGAAAGUGCGUUUAGGAAACAGGGAUAGUUAAGCGAGGAAUGAUCGAGGCGGUGUUCUGUUUUAUCUUGCGUCGUUGUUGCUUUAUUGCCCGAUGAUGAUUUAUCAUAAAUUUAAUUGGCCUUACAAAUGAAAGGUUAAUAACGUACUAUAUAAAAAGGCACGAAUGUCGUGUAGUGCGCGUACAACUUCAGACAGGUUUUGACAAAAACAAUGUCCUUGCAGGAGUUUUUAAUCAGUAAACAUGAUAUAAAAUUAAGCCUUAAAAUUGAUAAAUAUCCGUACGGAGCAUGGGCCUAUGGCCCGUGUGCUUUUUAAUAGUGCUUACUUUAUCUUUUGGACUUGAAAAGGGCAGUGUGUGCGCUGUAAAUAUAUUGGGAGAUGAAAGAAACGUUGGAACUGUACUUUUCGACAGAAGCUCUGUAAGCAAUCAUUGCUGGACUAAUGAAGAGUUCGUCAUGCUCAGCAGUCGUAAAAUGUUUCAAGAUCUUCUUCCAAAGAACGAACUUUUGUCUGCAGGUCGAAACUUUGAAUAUUCAAACCGAUCAGUACAUAGCCGAUCUAUUAAAUUACUUUCAAAUUUGCCUCGAGUAUGUUCGUGAAAAGUCGGUGGGGAAGACAAAACACCUAAUGCUGAACUCCCUCGCGGACACUAUGGGUGGUUAUUUGCAUUCGUACGUCUUGCCGAUCACGAAAGUGUCGUUUUACGCGGGAACUGUCAAGUACUGCAACAUCGAAAAGACUUUUAAACUUUUCGCCGAAUUGAAAGAUUUCUUGCACACAAACGGCGCGGGUUGGCGAGAUCCCAUAGACAUAGAAAUGUUUAUCAACGUAACUCCUAUCGCUGUGUCUAUUGGAGAUACUUCUACUGCCUGUAGUAGGCUGAUCGUCGAUCCCACAAUUUCGCAGGAAAGGAGUGCCCUACGAAAACGACGCCUUGCUCGUUUAAAAUAUAAAAGAUUUGCCGCUCGUGGUCAUAAUAAUAACGACAGCAAAGGUGAAAGCAAUAGCAAUUAUAGUCAGAAAUCCUUUGGUAUAUUUUUACCUUUUCUGGAUGAUGAAAUAAAACCCAAUAGCAUAGCUUUACCAUUUAAAGAUCAUAAUCUGUGGUCAUUAUACGAAGAAGAAUCAGUUGCCAUACUGUCUACGUACUACAAGACUUGCGUAAACUGUUUAUCUUCCAAAGAGAAUCAUCAAAAGAUUCUCGAGGAUUUUAACAGAGACUUUUAUAAAUGGUUACUCCAAUCCGUAUAUCCCCGCUUAAACGAUGAUAAAUGGUACCCGGCUUUCGGUGGAGUAUUGAAAAUCAUAGCGUUUCUGAAGAAUAGAGCGGAAAAUGAAGAGAUGAAUAGCAUUUCGACAUCCACAUCGACAACUAACAAACCCAUUGAAGUAAUAACGACGACAACGAAAUCAAGCAAAGGCACGGAGGACAUGGAUAGUUCGAUUGGAAUGACAGAGAUAAUAGUUAUUGCAGUGUCGAGUGCAGCACUUUUAUCGUUACUUGUCGGAUUGAGCCUAGUCUGUUAUAGAUAUCUUCGAAAGCAUUCUGACGAGUGUUCACCGUGCGAAUCUCCCAGAUCAGACGUCGCAUUGCUGUAUCAAAACGAGGACUUUUGUGAUUUGGAUACGUGUCCAUCGAUGGCUUCACGAAAAAGCAUUGGUGAGAAAGUAAAGGUUUGGUGGAGGCAAAGAUUCAAAACUUGUCCUGGAGGAUGUGAUCGAACUCUAGAAACAGAACGUUAUUUAGCUGCAUUCGAGUACAAAAGUAAAGAUUCACUCGGUAGCAAUAGAAGUAGAAGAUCUUACAAAAGGCGAAAAAAGAAAGUAAAGUCAGUUUCCGUAUCGGUAUCUCCGAGUAGUUCUCCUUGUGGUCAUCAUGAAAGCAAAAAAUUCUUCUACAGUACGGUCAUAUCGAGUAGCGAAUCAGAUAGUUCAUACAGGUGACAAAACUGAAAGAAUAGACAAGUGCAUCUUUCGCAUAAGUGAGCGGAUAGUGUUUUAUGAAAUCAUUUUAUAAAUAACCAUUGUACAUAUUUGAUAGAGCUAUUUAUGUCUUAAGUAAAUUUGUAAUAAUAGGAGCUAUAUUUUUGGAAUAAAAAUGAAAAUCGUACGUCAUGUCGAUUACUUUA